Molecule: messenger RNA, 1221 nt
Organism: Aegilops tauschii subsp. strangulata
Lineage: Eukaryota; Viridiplantae; Streptophyta; Magnoliopsida; Poales; Poaceae
Source: RefSeq, a predicted model, not a curated record
AUGGCGCCGGCGGAGUGGCAGCAGGAGUGGCAGCAGCAGCAGGCGGAGUGGCAGCAGGCGCCGGCGGAGGUGGAGGACGACGACCCGAUCGACUGGGACGACCUCGCGAACCGGUCCAGCAGCGACGAUGACGGCGGCGACGCCCCGUACUUGUUUUGGGAGAAAGUGCAGCCACUCGAUGGAGAGACAUUCGAUCCACUGGCUCAUGAAUAUCCGUUGAUGCUUAACUGGACAGAAGAUGAGGCUCUUAAGCGUGACGCGUACGACACAUCGUACGGCCGCGGGAAUGGGAAUGUUGAUGACAUAAUAAAUGAGAGGUAUAGACAGGCAUUAAUUGCUCGAGAAGGGAAAAUUCCAGAGGAAGAAGUUGAGCCAGAAGUUCCAACAGGUCAUGCCCGAAUAAAGAAAGAUAAUAGAGAUGAGGCUUCGUCGAGUAGGGAUACUACCUUAGAUCAAGUGAUGAAAUGCAUCAAAGAUAUGCAAAAAGAAAUUCGUCUUCUCCCUGAAAAAUGUGCUGAGAUAGUAGUGGAGAAGCUGGAGAAGGAAGGUCUUGUCUUCAAUCGAAACAGGGGGUUUGGUGAUGAUGUUGAGUUCGUGGAUCAUAGUGAAGACUGGAUGGGGAAGUAUCGUCCAUCAAAAUAUUGGACCGAUGUAAAAUCAACUCCUCCAAAAGAAGACAUGGAGGCAUCCUUCACCAUGGGUAAUGGGAAGAAGUCGGCGCGUGAGAAAGGUGUGCAUCACAAGACACCCGGUACAGGAGAUGAAGGCAACCCCUUCGUUAUUGAGGAGAAUGGUAAUUCACCUGACCCAUCUCUAGCAACGGUAGACACAAAUGACUUACCAGCUCUUACUGCAACCCCCAAGAAUAUAAAUACAAUGUCAGAAGGGUCUACCGCUGAUAAAUCUGAGGAGAUUAGUAUGGAUAGUCUGAACACCCGUAUUAAAAAUGCGAAAGAGAGUGGCACUAAGGAGAAUGAUGGGAAACGCAAGAGGAAACAGUCAAAAUAUUGUCUUUCACCCUACCAGCAGAACGAUGGACGUAAACAUGCAAAGAAAAAUCUGUUUGGUAUAAGAGCCGCUAUGAUUAGUACCGAUUACAUUAAUGAGGAACACAUAGAGGCCGCGACGGUUUAUAUCCGGACACUAGCACGCUCGGAGAAGCUUUGUACGAAAAAUGUCGUGCACAUGACGGGAAUUGCUGGGGAAACAUGUCAUCAAUAG